Dalotia coriaria is the source of this 2254-nucleotide messenger RNA. RefSeq names its product PDZ_signaling and DUF4749 domain-containing protein Zasp66 (gene Zasp66). Gene Ontology annotation, molecular function: actin binding; muscle alpha-actinin binding. Gene Ontology annotation, cellular component: adherens junction; filamentous actin; Z disc. Gene Ontology annotation, biological process: actin cytoskeleton organization; muscle structure development. The transcript has 9 exons. Lineage: Eukaryota; Metazoa; Arthropoda; Insecta; Coleoptera; Staphylinidae. The record is from RefSeq and is a predicted model, not a curated record. Bases 316 to 1413 code for a protein of 365 amino acids.
CGCGCACUCACAAUACACACAUAUACAGCUUCUCGAAAUUCUCGCCACACGCACUUGACAUUUUUGUUUUUUUAUAAAUAAUUCCCGAAUUCGCACCCACUGCGGCCCGGUUGUCACUUCGCACAUUCAUUCAUUCGGUGGAGGAGUCCGGGUUAAGCCACAACACGCAGAUUUUUUGUGCGGCAGUGAAAUUUAAAUUUUUAAGAAAUACUAUAAAUAAAGUGUGAAAUCAUGUCUUAUCAACGCCCUGCAUUCUGGCACUAUAGGUCUGGACAGGGUAAAAAACAGAAACAAUUUGACUGUGGCACGCUGUAAAUGGGGGGCAAAACGCACGAACUCGUCGUCACUCUUCACCGAGACUCCCCGACCGAACAAUGGGGCUUCAGUUUAGUCGGGGGGUCCGAUGUUAAUGCGCCAUUAAUUGUCACCCGAGUGGGUUACCGUUCGCCUUCCGAAGGUAACCUCCAGCGUGGUGACAUUAUCUCAAAGGUUGGGCAGUAUGACGCCCGCGAUAUCCGCCAUCAGGACGCGCAGACUUUGUUCAGCAACGCCGGCAACACCGUGCGCGUAGUUGUGCAAAGGGAGCAAGCAAAGGCAGCGCCUGGAAGUGCCGGCUCAUCGCACACCUACAGCCCUCUGUCGGUGUCCCCACAUUUGUCACCAAGAGGUGGGAAUGUCUCCAGCCCAUCUGUGUACAGUCCCGGUGCGUUAGCCCUUCAGCCCUACUAUGGACUGCCAUUCACGCCUCUUGAUCAUAUGCACUAUACCGUCGAGGAAGCCAUCCCACGUCAUGCCAGGAAUAAGGACGAUCCCAACACGGAUGUACAUGUCGUCAACCAGCCGUAUCGCACGACUCCUUUGGUCCUGCCUGGCGCAAAAGUGAAACGUGACGCCGGACCAACCGAAUCCUAUUUGCGUCAUCAUCCGAAUCCGACUGUCAGAGCACGCCCGCAUCAUCUUAUCGAUCACGAUCAAUACUACAAGGAAAAGGUGGCCAAAUCUGUUAUCGAAAGAAUACAGAAUGAAGAUCCCAGCAAACAGAUUGUGCACAAGCAAUUCAAUUCGCCCAUCAACUUGUACAACGAAGGAAAUAUUGCCGAUACUAUUUACAAACAAACAGGAGUGCCAGCAGCUAGCGUUCGUAAGCCAGCAGCCACGUACAAUCCUGAAGAAUCUGAAACAUACAAAGCUGUGAAAGAAGGAGAACUUGGUGAAGUCAUCCACCAGGUCGCCGUGCCACCGCAAGCAAAAAUUUUCACUCCCAACAAGGUCCCAGCAGCAAAGAAACCUGGACCAGUUUACUCUUUGCCACAAAAGCAAUCCGGCAGCGCAAUGGGCGACCAGGAAGACAUCCACCAGAGCGGCUCCUUCAAGCGACUCAUGUGGAGCGUGAUGGCAGAAAGCAGUUACUAAACGACCCGGAGCUUACUAAUCAACUUAUUUAUCAUUUAUUUUAUCAAAAUCUAAAAAAGAAACGAACGAAACGCAUGAAUAUAAAACAUUGUUAGUCGUACGACGGAUAUUUUACAAAUAUUCGAAAUUAUCAAAUACUUUUAACUCGACCUUCAACCAUGUCUGUCAAAUUUUAAAAAACCAAAACAUCAACACGAACACGAACAGGAACAAGAACACAAAGAGCAUGAAUGAACAUCAAUGAAUUGAAAUUAAAGUUUGGUAGGUAUGAGCUGAGUCAGUUAACUUAAUAAUACUCCUAUUAUUCUAAACAGAAAACUAUUUUAUGAUAUACGAUAUUAUAUAUAUUUUCUUAUACCGAAUAGCUUAGCCGUUAGCCGCAUAGGUAAAAAGUACAUAUGUUAUUCUCGUAAAUAUUUAAACAAAUGCUAAUUAAACACUAGCACGUAGGAUUUAAUUAAUCGACAAACUUGCAGUGUAUAUGCAAUUUUGUACUGAUUACAUAUUUAAUGUAUAAAUUAUUUUUGAAUGGCGUGAAUUGUUUUGUUGCGUCGUUAUUAUUUUUUGAUUUAUGAUCAAUUACGAAAAGUCGAGUGUAUUCUAGUCAAAACAAAAUUGUGGUGUAAUUGUUGUCUUUCUUGAUGCCAUUUUAAUGAAAUCUUUAACACAGCGAGUGGGAAUGUUUUAAUCUGCGCUAUACGAUGCUAAUACCUGCUUAUUUAUAGCUUAAACAAUCGAUAAACAAUCAACUUGUUACUUAUGUAAUGUGUACGCACACAUUUAUAUUUGUUGUAAUUUAUUUAUUGUAACUUAAUAAAUAUAAUUUAUUAUACUCAUUAAA